GAGGAGCCAAAUGAAUGGAGCUGGACAGGAAAAACCUCAAAAUGCAAACAUUUGGAAGCCAGAUCGAUGGAUUAUUCGGAGGACGCGUCGAUCGCAUCAAGUGCCGUUUCCUCGCGUGAAGACAGUGCAUGACACCGGCAGCACUGUUGUCACUGCAGCGAGAGAAGUUGCGACGUCAAAGAAGCUGCUUGGAUAACGAUGGCUCAUCGCAGACUCAAUUUGGACCCUCGCAGGACCGAGAAUGGACUCCCGCUGGGCAACAAGCCCCAUCCAUCGGGUGGAGGCAACAUCAAGGACAAGAUCACACUUUGGGAGGGAAAAGAACCCUUAAGGUCCUCAUUUGUGGGCUUGAAAAGCGCCGGUGAGCAGAGUGAGAUGGAAAAGCUCAGGGGAGGAGAAGCUUCGAAAAGUCAGAAUGCGAAAGACGACACAGGGGAACACCAAGAACGGAGGCCACCAGGUGAGAAACAGCAAAUAGCCAACGAGAAUAAUGCAGCCGAUGAGGAACACAAAGAGAAUGUGGAAACUUCGGAUUCAGGGCCUUCUUCACCCCCGCCGAAGGACCAGCUAAGGACAUUAACAACGAGAAAAACAUCCGAACAAAGCAACCAAGAGAAAAGAGCGGUAUUCACUCUCUUCCAAAAGCUGGACGCCAUGGGUCAGAACCAAGGGAAGACCCCCACCGAGCUGGGAAACUACUUCAGCCCGCCGAGCAAGGACAAACACCCGGAGGGGAAGAGGAAAGACGUGUACGCCGAGUCGUGGUCUUCGCCUGUGAACCCGCUCCCCAAACCCAAACGCACUUUCCGGCAUCCCGCGACCAAAGGGGAGCGGAACCUCCCCCCGCUGCCCAAAACGGCCUCGAGAACCUCACCUGGUGCCAACAGGGGGCGACAAAACCACCACAACAGUGAUUUAAGUAACGAACUUAAUCAAGAAGGAGGAAAAGAAAGGAUUUGCUUUCACGUUGACAGAAAAACACUUCAGGGUGAAGACGUCCCAGUUUCAAAGUGCUCCCUGACUCUGGAGCAUCACUAUGAAGACAUCGUGGACAAAGAGAACCCGUAUGAGGACAUCGAGUUGGAGAGUCAGUGCUCCCAGCAGUCUUCUUUGCCCUCGUCUCCGGGUGCCGACACAAGCAAGGCUUCAAGGCCAGGAUUCUUUAGGCAGAAUUCCGGCAGGACCUUUAAGCUGCUGGACCUGCGUCGGGGUAACCAGCAGAACCACAGUGGCAGUAGCGGUGUCGCAUCCCCGUCCCAGCUCAGUCCCCCGUCCACACCGACCGACACCCCAUGGUCAUCAUCGGACCCCUACGGCUGCACCUACCGCAGGAUACCGACGUUGGUCCUGAGGAUCAACAGCAUCUUCGAGGCUCGGAUCGGAAAGAAACACCUCAGGAGGAUUUAUCAUUAUGCUGAGACCAGCUCAGGGAGAGCAACCGACGAAAACAGCGACUCCGAAAGUGAAUUUGAAGAGAGAGCCAAAGCGCACCGACAGAGGCUGGUCUCGGUGCAGUCCAUACUGGGCCAGCCGGGCCACACGGGGGUCCAGUGUGACAGUGCCAAAGCCAGAAACAGGGAAAAUAAUCACCAUCGGCAGCUCUUUGAAUAUUUCUUGGUUGUGUCGCUGCAGAAGGCCAAAACCGGUGGCCAUUAUAUCCCUGAAGUCACACAACAAUUCCCCCCAAAGCUGGAAAGAGACUUCAAAUUCUUACGGGAGACCGAGGAUCAGCUCAAGAUUAUUCCCAAAUUUUGUUUCCCAGAUGCGAAAGACUGGGAGCCGGCAGACAGCUAUCCGAGCGAGACCUUCUCGUUUGUAUUGACUGGAGAGGACGGGAGCAGGAGGUUUGGAUACUGCCGCCGCUUACUGCCUAGUGGAAGAGGAAAACGUCUACCAGAGGUUUACUGCAUCGUCAGUCGCCUAGGGUGUUUUAAACUCUUCUCCAAGGUUUUGGAUGAGGUGGAGAGGCGGAGGGCGCUGUCUCCUGCUCUGGUGCAGCCGUUCAUGAGAGCCAUCAUGGAAGCCCAGUUUCCGGCUCCGGGCAGGACCAUCACCGUCAAGACUUUUCUCCCAGGCUCGGGCACAGAGGUGAUGGAGCUAUGUCGACCGUCCGACUCGCACUUGGAGCAUGUCGACUUCGAGUGUCUUUUUUCCUGCCUGAGUCUGAGGCUGCUUCUCAGGGUGUUUGGUUCUCUACUUUUGGAGCGCAGGGUCAUCUUCGCCGCGGAUAAACUCAGUACCUUGUCGCAGUGUUGCCACGCGGCGGUCGCGCUCCUCUACCCGUUCGUGUGGCAACACACCUACAUCCCCGUGCUCCCGUCGGCCAUGCUGGACAUGGUGUGCACUCCGACCCCGUUCAUCGUGGGCCUGCUGUGCGGCUCCUUGCCUCAGCUCGACGAGCUGCCCCUGGAGGAGGUUCUGGUCGUCGAUCUGGGGAAAAGUCGGUUCCUGAAACAGAUGGAUGACGAAGACUCCAUCCUGCCUUGCAAGCUUCAUUCCGCCCUCGAGAAUGUUUUGGAGAGGAGAAGAGAGCUCGCCAGAGGAGACUACCUCAGCACUGUCGUGUCCGAGACCUUUGUCCGCUUCUUUGUGGAGCUGGUAGGCCACUAUCCUCUCUUCUUCUUCGGCGAAAAGGCGGACGAUGUCUCUUCCAUGUCGUCCCUGCCUUGCUCCUUUCAGCGGGAGGCCUUCCGGAGGGCGGUCCCCUCCAAGACCGCGAGGCGCUUCCUGGAGGUCUUCAUGGAGACGCAGAUGUUCGGCUGCUUCAUCCAGGAGAGGGAGCUCCACGGGGCUAGCCUCCGAGGGCUUUUUGAAAUGAGGGUGCACGAGUAUCUUGACACCGUCCAUGAGAGUGAACAUCGGCGGAUGAACCGGUUUCUCAAAGGUUUAGGGAACAGAAUGAAGUUUUUGUCCAAGAAAUGAUGACACAGGAAAGAUGUUGGCGUUUACGCUUUUUGAAAACGUUUUGAACGCAACAAUCGAAAAACAUCUAUGUAACAUAAUUCACGAGUGAAACAGCGCUUGUAAUAAAAUAAAAUGAAAAUCUUUGAACUCUAUGGGUGUGUCUAAAUGAGCCU
Messenger RNA from Syngnathoides biaculeatus (alligator pipefish), 3077 nucleotides. RefSeq names its product DENN domain-containing protein 2A-like. Bases 199 to 2922 code for a protein of 907 amino acids. The transcript has 19 exons. Gene Ontology annotation, cellular component: actin cytoskeleton. The record is from RefSeq and is a predicted model, not a curated record. NCBI's taxonomy places the organism in Eukaryota, Metazoa, Chordata, Actinopteri, Syngnathiformes, Syngnathidae. Gene Ontology annotation, biological process: retrograde transport, endosome to Golgi.